Messenger RNA from Lacerta agilis (Sand lizard), 2340 nucleotides. RefSeq names its product phosphoglucomutase 1 (gene PGM1). The record is from RefSeq and is a predicted model, not a curated record. The coding region runs from base 47 to 1735 and encodes 562 amino acids. Gene Ontology annotation, cellular component: cytosol. The transcript has 12 exons. NCBI's taxonomy places the organism in Eukaryota, Metazoa, Chordata, Lepidosauria, Squamata, Lacertidae. Gene Ontology annotation, biological process: carbohydrate metabolic process. Gene Ontology annotation, molecular function: phosphoglucomutase activity; magnesium ion binding.
GACCAGCUCCCCAAGCCCGCCCGCUCCAGCUCCAGCUCUCGGCACCAUGGUGAAGAUCGUGACCGUCAAAACCAAAGCCUACACGGACCAGAAGCCCGGCACCAGCGGCCUCCGCAAGCGCGUCAAGGUGUUCCAGGGCAAUGCCAACUACGCCGAGAAUUUUAUCCAGAGCAUUGUCUCCACCACCGACCCCGCCGAGAGGCAGGAGGCCACCUUGGUGGUCGGGGGAGACGGCAGGUUCUACAUGAAGGAGGCGAUCCAGCUCAUCAUCCGCAUCGCCGCCGCCAACGGGAUUGGCCAUUUAGUAAUUGGACAGAAUGGAAUCCUUUCUACCCCAGCCGUGUCCUGCAUUAUUAGAAAAAUAAAAGCAAUUGGAGGCAUCAUUUUGACAGCAAGCCACAACCCUGGUGGACCUAAUGGGGAUUUUGGCAUUAAAUUCAAUACUUCAAAUGGAGGGCCUGCUCCCGAAGGAAUUACUGAUAAAAUUUUCCAAAUCAGCAAGACUAUUGAAGAGUAUGCUAUAUGUCCAGAUCUAAAUGUAGACCUCAGUACCAUUGGAAAGCAGCAGUUUGACUUGGAGAACAAGUUUAAACCAUUUACAGUUGAAAUUGUGGACUCAGUAGAAGCUUAUGCUAACAUGCUGAGGAAUAUUUUUGAUUUUAGUGCACUGAAAGAACUACUCUCAGGUCAAAACCAUCUAAAGAUUCGGCUAGAUGCUAUGCAUGGAGUUGUCGGUCCAUAUGUAAAAAAGAUCCUCUGUGAAGAACUUGGAGCAGCAGCAAAUUCUGCUGUGAACUGCAUACCCCUCGAGGACUUUGGUGGUCACCAUCCUGAUCCAAACUUAACCUAUGCUGCUGAUCUGGUCCAGACCAUGAAGACAGGAGAAUAUGAUUUUGGAGCAGCCUUUGACGGAGAUGGGGAUCGCAACAUGAUACUUGGAAAACAUGGAUUCUUUGUUAAUCCCUCAGACUCUGUCGCUGUUAUCGCUGCAAAUAUCUUCAGUAUUCCUUACUUUCAGCAGACGGGUGUUCGAGGAUUUGCCCGGAGCAUGCCAACAAGUGGAGCAAUUGACAGGGUGGCCAAAGCGACAAAGAUUGCUUUGUAUGAAACUCCGACGGGUUGGAAGUUCUUUGGAAAUCUGAUGGACGCAAGCAAACUGUCCCUGUGCGGAGAAGAGAGUUUUGGUACUGGGUCUGACCAUAUCCGUGAAAAAGAUGGACUCUGGGCAGUCUUGGCAUGGCUGUCAAUCAUCGCUGUCCGUAAACAGAGUGUGGAAGAGAUCCUGAAAGACCACUGGCAAAAAUAUGGGCGGAACUUCUUCACAAGGUAUGACUAUGAAGAAGUGGAUGCUGAUGGUGCCAACAAGAUGAUGAAGGAUCUAGAGACAAUGUUCUUUGACCGUUCUUUUGUGGGGAAGCAGUUAUCAGCGGGGGACAAAUCUUACACUGUGGAGAAAGCUGAUAACUUUGAGUACAGUGAUCCUGUGGAUGGAAGCAUCUCAAGGAACCAGGGUUUGAGGCUGAUCUUUGCUGAUGGUUCUCGCAUCAUCUUCAGACUAAGUGGUACAGGAAGCGCUGGAGCAACUGUGCGACUGUAUAUUGAUAGCUAUGAAAAGGAUGCACCAAAAAUAUAUGAAGAUCCACAGGUCAUGUUGGCUCCCCUCAUCUCCAUUGCACUGAAACUUUCACAGCUUCAUGAGAGAACAGGCCGCACCGGCCCCACAGUCAUCACAUAAAUUAACACGUGAAACCAUUUGGGACAGGUUUCAUGGAGUGACUGGCAGCUGUCAAUUGGAAUUAGCUAGUCUUCCUUGCUGUUAUCAAGUUUAUUCCUAAAAAUGCUAGCUAGCACUGUAUUUAAAAGCACUAUAAAAGGAUAUAUGUGAUAUUUUUUUAAAGUUUACACUAUGUGUAUGCUGAUAUACAUUGUCUUUUUAAUGUCACCUGUUACCUUUAUCAUUCGUGCAAUGGACUUGCUUAGUAUACACUGCCUUUUGGUUUAGCGGGAAUUGUAAGAUACAAAAACAAUGGGAGUAAACCCUGGAAAACCAUUACUCUUCCUUUCCCAGGAGUUUCUCUGCACAAAGGUGGUUUUCUUUGGUUUUAUUGGCAAUGUGUAGGCUUUCUUUUUAACUUUGUGCAACAAAAUGUACAAUCACUGUGAACAGCUGUCUUUCCAAUCACCAUGGAAUGUCUUGUUUCCAAAAGAAAAACAAGAACCCCAGAGUAUCAAUUGAACUUUGUCCCAUGAUCUGCCAUACAAUGAUUGCACUGCCAGCCCUGCACAAAAUUCACCAUUGAUACAAAUGUUAUAAGAGAUUAAAGAAAUGAAGCAGUAUCA